Messenger RNA from Protopolystoma xenopodis, 375 nucleotides. The record is from the annotation of a GenBank genome assembly. Lineage: Eukaryota; Metazoa; Platyhelminthes; Monogenea; Polystomatidea; Polystomatidae.
AUGUCACCGAACCUUGUGUCCCGCCAUUUCAGACAGAUUCCAGCCACUUUGUUUUGUUUGCGUUCGCCCAACUGCCCAUGUUGCCAUUACCGACGCCCCGGGAUGACGGCCUGUCCCGACGAAACGCCCAAAUCUGUCUGGGAUGCCCAGAGGGUCUGUUGCCUGCGCCGAGAAGCGAAACUUGAUGUCUUGUUUAAGUCGUCGUUUGCAGAUGACUACUCUUCACUGCAGCAGCCCAAUUUGACAGACGACGUUGCCUUAAUUGAGCACGAGGAUAGCCCACGCCUAAAGUCUGCCUUUGGGUACCACGGCGGUUUGAGCGUCGAGAAUCUUCCGGCCGCGGCGGGACUCGAGCUCGGCCCCAGCUCGACUUGA